GUUUUAAAAUAUGAAAUGACAUUAUUAAUUCUGACAUAAUUGUCAGUGACAUAUUAUGUUGUCACUAUUAUGAUAUUUUAUCAAAUUCAUUAAACUUUUUUUUAUUUUUUUUUAUAUUUUUAAUGUUUGUUUUUAAAAAAUCAUGACCGAAGAAUCUCAAAAAAUCUAUCUGGAAGCCACUGGUACGAAACACCCAGUUUUAGACGAUGAGAAACUGCAAAGAGUAGUAGAGUUAGAAGGCCGAAUUAAAAACGAAACUCAUGUGGAUGAAAAAUCGCUAGAUAGCAAAGAAAUAUCUGGAGAUGCCAAAACUAGUGAACCUCCGGAUGGAUUUGAUCCACUCAAAUCCAUAUCUUUUUCGUUUAUGGAAGCUCCUGCUUACGAUUUCCCCAGAAGAGUUUUGCUGUCGGUAGACAGAGAUGAUGAUAUUUCUGGAUUGUUUGACAAUUUAGAUGACGAUAAAGACGCAGAUCAAAGUGCGGAAGAGAGUUUGACUGAGGAGGAGUACAGAUAUGAGGAACAAAAACGACCUCGUCAAUCUAUUGUAUCUUAUACAUUAAAAUAUGAUUUUGAUAGGAGAUAUGAAGAUUCUCUAGAUGAGCAUAGAUUUAAGGAAGCAUUAACUUAUGAAAUGAAGAUACCCUCGCUAGGAAUGGAGAUGUGGGAGGAAGAAGAAGAAGAAAAAGAAGAAGAGGUAGAAGAAUCAGUCAUUAGCGAAGAAUCAGAAUCUUCUCUUCCUAGAUCAGUCCAUGUAGAGCGAUAUCAUCUUAUUGCAAAACAAUUGAAUCGCUCGAAAGUCGUUAACUUAGUUUUGGAGAGGAAACUUGCGUUAUAUUUUAGACGAAGAAAGAUGCCUUACGUUUUCGUGCCGGAGGACCUUCCAGACUUGGCGAUUAAAAGGUACAAGCGUGUUUUAGACAAUUUAGAUUAUGUUUGCACGAAUGCUACGAGACAACGAGAAAAUAUUAUUAAUGAACUUAGCCGACUUAGACAAACGAAAAAGGAAAAAAGCGUUCAUCUGCAUCAGAUGUUUUCCGAACUUCAGGCGCGAGAAAAAGAAAUUGGACAUGGUUUGAUUAAUACGAAAACAGGAAAAGAAAUGCCAGAUGGGUAUGUUGACCACCAGCUCAGUCGCCAGAAGAAAGAUAUGGAAGAAAAGUACAAAUUGGUGGUAAAAUGGAUUCGCUUAACGAAGAUGGUGAGUGAAAAAGAAAACGCUAUAAAAGCUGUGGACAAAGUAGAUGAAGGCCAUUACUUAUCCCACUUUGUAAAACUAAAAGCAGAAAAUCGAUUGCGUGCGGAUAAAAUUGAAGAGCAGGAAGUAGAGUUGAUGAAGUACAGAAAGAAGUCUGAAGAAACUAUUCAGAUUUUAGCUCAUAUCCGGGAAAAAAUCGGCGCAUUUCGUUCGGAUAUUCAAGACGCCAUCGAAGAAAAUUCCUUCUUGGAAAGAAAUAAAGAGGUAAUACGGGGUAGCCUCAACGACACAAAACAUGAAAGAGACCGAUAUAGACAGUUAAGAACGAAAUUGGAGGAAGAGUCUGGUUUGUUGCCACAUCCCCAUUUGGUGGCAGAUAUGAAAGAGUCCCAGCAAGAAUUCGAGGAGCUGAAGAAAGAAUUAAAAUAUUUGAGGGAAGGAUACAGAUUGAGCAUGAAUCAGACAAAAAAUAUUAGACAAAAGUUAAAGGACCGGGAAGAAAUUAUAGCAGCAAGGGAAUCGAGACUGAUGAGUAAGAAAAAGACAAAAUUUCCUUUAUCUACUUCUUCAUUUUAUCGGAAACCAGGCUUUUUUCAACCUACCCUUCCCCAAAACGCCAUGAAGGAUGUUUUAACAGACUUUAAAAUCAACAUUACCAAAAUUCAGUACCCAGCAGAUUCUUCGGUUAAAGUACUAAAAUCCAAGGGGUCAAGAAUUAACCGAUAAAAUUUUGUAUAAUAAAAUUGUAUUUUAGUAUGAAAUUAUAUUAUAGCUUUUCUAAAAUGUAUCCAGUAAUAUAAUGUGAUCUGUUAA
Diabrotica balteata is the source of this 2008-nucleotide messenger RNA. Lineage: Eukaryota; Metazoa; Arthropoda; Insecta; Coleoptera; Chrysomelidae. The record is from the annotation of a GenBank genome assembly.